AUGGCGGAUGUGAGGUCCGGCGUACGGGACUCCUUGCUGCAGCUGCAGGAGUUCUUGUCCGCCGCCGACCGCAGCAGCGCCGCGGUGGCCGGUUGGCAGCUGCUGCGGGGCUUGGGGCAGGAGUGCUUGCUGAGCUCCAGCCCCGCGCUGCUGGCAUUACAGACUUCCUUAGUGUUCUCCAAAGAUUUUGGUUUGCUUGUAUUUGUUCGGAAAUCACUUAGCAUUGAUGAAUUUCGUGAUUGCAGAGAAGAAGCUCUAAAGUUUUUAUUUAUUUUCUUAGAAAAAAUUGGCCAGAAUGUCACACCUUAUUCUCUUGAUAUUAAGAAUACUUGCACCAGUGUUUACACAAAAGAUAAAGCUGCUAAAUGUAAAAUUCCAGCCCUGGACCUUCUUAUUAAGUUACUUCAGACUUUGAGAAGUUCUAGACUCAUGGAUGAAUUUAGAGUUGGAGAGUUAUUUAGCAGAUUCUAUGGAGAACUUGCACUGAAAGCAAAAAUCACAGAUACAGUUUUAGAAAAAAUAUAUGAGCUCCUAGGAGUAUUAGGUGAAGUUCAUCCAAGUGAGAUGAUAAAUAAUUCAGAUACACUCUUCCGGGCUUUUCUGGGUGAACUUAAGGUCCAGAUGACAUCAGCAGUGAGGGAGCCCAGACUCGCUGUUGUGGCCGGGUGUCUGAAGGGGCUGUCUUCACUCAUGUGCAACUUCACCAAGUCCAUGGAAGAAGAUCCCCAGACUUCGAGGGAGAUUUUUGAUUUUGCUGUAAAGGCAAUCCGUCCUCAGAUUGAUCUGAAGAGAUACGCGGUGCCUUUGGCUGGCCUGGGCUUGCUUGCCCUGCACGCGUCUCAGUUCAGCACCUGCCUCUUGGAGCACUGUGCUUCCAUGUUUGAAGUCCUGUCCAAGUGGUGCAGUCACACCAACGCCGAACUGAAGAAAGCUGCGCAUUCAGCUCUGGAAUCUUUUCUGAAACAGGUUUCCUCCGUGGUGGCCGGCGACGCAGAGGCACACAGGAGGGAGCUGCAGUUCUUCAUGGAGCAGUUCUGCGGGGUCAUCAGGAACACGGACGCCAGCAGCAAGGACUUGUCCAUCGCCAUCCGCGGCUACGGACUGUUCGCGGGGCCGUGCAAGGCUGUAAAUGCACAGGAUGUUGACUUCAUGUACGUGGAGCUCAUUCAGCGCUGCAAGCAGCUGUUCCUCACCGAGGCGGAGACUGCUGAGGACCACGUGUACCAGAUGCCCAGUUUCCUGCAGUCCGUCGCCAGCGUCCUGCGUCACCUUGACACAGUUCCUGAGGUCCAUAUCCCUGUUCUGGAACAUCUCGUGGUCGUGCAGAUAGACAGCUUCCCACAGUAUAGUCCAAAGAUGCAGUCGGUGUGCUGCAAAGCCAUAGUGAAAGUUUUCCUGGCCUUAGCAGAGAAAGGACCCGUUCUCUGGAAUUGCAUUAGCACUAUGGUGCAUCAGGGUUUAAUCAGAAUAUGCUCUAAACCUGUGAUCCUUCAAAAGGGUGCUGAGCUUGAGUCUGAAGGUGACCGUGCAUCGGGGGAAGUUAGAACUGGCAAGUGGAAAGUGUCCAUGUGCAAGGACUACGUGGGCCUUGUUAGAAGUCUCCUGAGCUGUGACCAGAUGACGGAUUCUUUUUUAGCAGAUGAAGCAUUUCUCUCUCUGAAUUCCUCCCUUCAAAGUCUGAGUCGUUUGCUAUAUGAUGAAUUUAUAAAGUCAGUUUUGAAGAUUAUUGAGAAGUUGGAUCUUACGCUAGAAAAGCAGACCGUCGGGGAACAAGAGAUUGGCAGUGCAGCCCCUGGGGUGUGGGUGGUCCCAACUUCAGAUCCAGCAGCGAACUUGCAUCCUGCUAAACCUAAAGACUUCUCAGCCUUCAUCAACCUGGUGGAAUUUUGCAGAGAGAUUCUUCCUGAAAAACAUGUAGAGUUUUUUGGGCCGUGGGUGUGCUCCUUUACACAUGAAUUAAUUCUGCAGUCCACACGGCUGCCGCUCAUUAGUGGUUUCUAUAAAUUGCUUUCUAUUGCUGUGAGAAAUGCCAAGAAAAUAAAAUAUUUUGAGGGAGUUGGUCCGAAGAGUCAGAAGCAGUCUCCUGAGCAUCCAGAAAAGUGUUCUUGCUUCGCUUUGUUUGCAAAAUUUGGUAAAGAGGUGUCAGUUAGAAUGAAGCAGUACAAGGAUGAACUCCUGGCUUCCUGCUUGACCUUUGUCCUGUCCCUGCCAUACAACAUCAUUGAACUCGACAUCAGAGCCUAUGUCCCCGCGUUGCAGAUGGCUUUUAAACUGGGCCUGAGCCAUACCCCGUUGGCGGAAGUAGGCCUGAACGCGCUAGAGGAGUGGUCAGGCCGCAUCUGCAGACAUGUGAUUCAGCCCUAUUAUAAGGACAUUCUGCCCUGCCUUGAUGGGUAUCUCAAAACUUCAGCCUCAUCAGAUGAGACCAGGCAUAGCUGGGAAGUGGCAGCACUUUCUCGGGCCGCCCAGAGAGGGUUUGACAAAGAUGUGCUGAAGCAUCUGAAGAGGACAAAGAACGUUUCGUCAAAUGAAGCACUGUCCUCAGAAGAGAUAAGGGUUAGAGUCGUACAAAUGCUCGGCUGUCUCGGAGGACAAAUAAAUAAAAACCUCAUAACAGCUGCGUCCUCCGAUGAAGUGAUGAAGAAGUGUGUGGCGUGGGACCGAGAGAAGAGACUCAGCUUCGCGGUGCCCUUCCCAGACAUGAAGCCUGUCGUCCACCUGGACCUGUUCCUGCCUCGAGUCACGGAACUGGCCCUCUCGGCUGGAGACAGACAAACCAAGGUCGCGGCCUGUGAGCUGCUGCACAGCACGGUCGUGUUCAUGCUGGGAAAAGCCACGCAGAUGCCUGACGGCGGCCCGGGCCCCCCUCCGCUGUACCAGCUGUACAAGCGCACCUUUCCUGUGCUGCUCCGACUGGCGUGCGACGUCGAUCAGGUGACGAGACAGCUGUUUGAACCUCUGGUUAUGCAGUUGAUUCACUGGUUCACCAACAACAAGAAAUUUGAGAGUCAGGAUACUGUUGCCUUGCUGGAAGCGAUCCUGGAUGGAAUUGUGGACCCGGUUGACAGCACUUUAAGAGAUUUCUGUGGCCGAUGUGUCCACGAAUUCCUCAGGUGGUCCAUUAAGCAGACAACACCACAGCAGCAGGAGAGCAGUCCAGUAAAUACCAAGUCACUUUUCAAGCGACUGUACAGCUUUGCACUUCACCCCAGUGCCUUCAGGAGGCUGGGGGCAGCUCUUGCCUUUAACAGCAUCUACAGGGAGUUCCGGGAGGAAGAGGCUCUGGUGGAACAGUUUGUGUUUGAGGCCUUGGUCACGUUCAUGGAGAGCCUGGCCCUGGCCCACGCGGACGAGAAGUCCUUGGGCACCGCGCAGCAGUGCUGUGACGCCGUCGACCACCUGGGCCGCAUCAUCCAGAAGAAGCACACUUCUCUGAACCAAGCCAGAAAACGGCGCCUGCCACGUGGGUUUCCACCUGCAGCAUCCUUGUGCUUAUCCGACGUGGUCCAGUGGCUUUUCGCCAGCUGUGGGAGGCCCCAGACAGAGUGUCGGCACAAGUCCAUAGAACUCUUCUACAAACUUGUUCCUUUAUUGCCAGGCAACAGAUCCCCUUCCUGGUGGCUGAGAGACGUUAUCGAGAGAGAAGGCAUUUCCUGGGUCGUCCGCACGUUCGAGGGGGGCGGAGGAGCUCCUGACCAGCCAUCGGGCAUCCUGGCCCAGCCCACCCUCCUCCACCUGCAGGGCCCGUUCAGCCUGCGGGCUGCCCUGCAGUGGAUGGACAUGCUGCUGGCGGCGCUCGAGUGCUACAACACCUUCCUGGGCGAGAAGACGCUUGGGGCGGCCCAGGUCCUGGGUGCGGAGACACAGUCUUCACUUUGGAAGGCGGUGGCUUUCUUUUUAGAAAGCAUCGCUCUGCACGAUGUCACGGCGGCAGAGGAGCGCUUUGGCCCUGGGGCAGCCAGCGACAGGCCCAGCCCCCAGGAGGCAGAGAGGUUCACGUACAGCAAGUGCACGGUCACUGUCCGGCUCCUGGAGCUCUCCACCACGCUGCUCAGCGCCUCGCCUGAAGGCUGGAAGCUCCUGGAGGACCCGUACCUUGCCAACCUCAUGACACUCCUGGUGACCACGCUGUGCGCGCCCUCGAGCCUGGGCUUCAACGUGGGCGACGUCGCGGUCAUGGACCACCUCCCCCACGUCUGUGUGGGCCUGCUGAGAGCCCUAAGGGCCACGCCGCUCCGGGCCGCGCUGGAGACGCGCCUCAGGGAGGCGAUCCCGGCUCAGAGCAUGGAGGAGCUCUGUGCUGCUGACCUGUGGGGCCCGGACGUGCACGGGAGCAGGGCCAAGCUGACAUCUCUCCUAUCCGCGUGCAAGCAGCUUCACAGAGCCGGCUUUCUGCAGGCCGUCGCCCCGGCUCAGUCUGCAGAUCAGCAGCUCUCUCUUGGCACAAAGCUGCUCUCCCUGGUCUUCAGAAGCAUCGCGCCUGGAGAUGAGCGGCAGUGCCUGCCUUCACUGGACCCCGGCUGCAGGCGGCUGGCCGGGGGGCUCCUGGAGCUGGCCUUCGCGUGUGGAGGACAGUGUGAGUGCCUCGUGGGUCUCCUCCUGGACAAGACGGAGGUGUGCAUGCCGUCCUCAGGUGCCUUCCAGAGGAGCGCCGUCAGCUUCUCUCACGGGCAGUACUUUUACAGUGUGUUCUCAGAAGCAAUCAACGCUGAACUACUGAAAAAUCCAGAUCUUGCCGUGUCGGAGCUCAUGAAAUCCUCUGUGGACAACCCCAAAAUGGUGAGCACAGUUUUGAAUGGCCUGUUGGAUCAGAGCUUCAGGGACCGCACGGGUGAGAGGCAGCAGGGCCUGAAGCUGGCGAACGCCAUCCUGCAGAGCUGGAGAAGGUGCGACUCGUGGUGGGCCCCGGGUUCCGCCCCGGACAGCAAGACUGCGGUGUUGACCUUGCUGGCGAAAAUUCUGCAGAUCGACUCAUCCGUGACUUUCAGCGCGACUCACAGCGCGUUCUCCGAGGUUUUCACGACGUACGUUAGUUUGCUUGCUGAUCCGAAUUUGGGUCUACAUUUAAAGGCCCAGGCCAUGCCUCUGCUCCCGUUCUUCGCUGCCCUCCCUGGGGAGCGUCUGGAGGAGCUGAAGCAGGUCCUCGAGGGGCUCGUCGCCUCCAGUUUCCCCGUGACGUCUGGGGAGCUCCCGCCGGGGACCCUGCAGUACAGCACUUACGUGGACUGCGUGAAGAAGCUCCUGGACGCGCUGGAGCUGUCUCGGAGUCCUGUGCUGUUGCAGCUGAUGACAGAAAUCCUCUGUCGGGAAGAGCGGCAUGUCAUGGAAGAAGCCUUUCAGUCCACUUUCAGACGGGUCGCCAGAGAGAGUUCACAUGACACACAGUUAGACCUUCUGGAAAGUGUGUACGCAAUGUUCCGGAAGGACAGCCUGCUUUCAGGCACCACUCGCCAGGCGUUUGUGGACCGAGCUCUCCUCACCCUGUUGUGGAGCUGUGGGCUGGGUGCUCUGAGCGAGUUCUUCAGCAGAAUCGUGGUGGAUGCCGUUGACGUGCUGAGGUCCAGAUUUACAAAGCUAAACGAAUCCAUCUUUGGCACUCAGAUCGCCAGGAAGAUGGGCUACUAUAAGGUGCUUGAGGUGAUGUAUUCCCGGCUUCCGAAGGACGCUGUUCACUCGCAGGAGUCUAGAGUUAAUCAGGCCUUCCACGGCUCGUGUGCUGCAGAAGGAAACGAGCUCACGAAGACACUCAUCAAGCUGUGCUAUGACACAUUCACUGAGAACAUGGCUGGGGAGGAGCGGCUGCUGGAGAGGCGGAGGCUGCUGCACUGCGCCGCCUACAACUGCGCCAUCGCCGUCUCCUGCUGCGUCUUCACGGAGCUCAGGUUCUUCCAGGGCUUCCUGUUCAGUGAGAAGCCGGAGAAGAAUGUGCUUAUUUUUGAAAAUCUAAUGGACCUGAGGCGCUGCUACACGUUUCCCAUAGAAGUGGAGGUCCCUCUGGAAAGAAAGAAGAGGUACACUGAAAUCAGGAGAGAAGCCAGGGAGGCCGCGAGUGGGGGUUCAGGUGGCCCCCGUUACAUGUUCUCCCUGUCUCACCUGGAGGACAGCAGCCUGACUGAGGAAAUGAGUCAGUUCGAUUUCUCAACUGGAGUUCAGAGCUACUCCUACGGUUCCCAAGACCCUAAAUCUGCAGCUGGCCGUUCCCGGGGACAGGAGCACAGGCAUGCGGUGACCCAAGGCGACAUGCUGGAGCUGGAGCUGGAUGAGCUGAACCGGCAUGAGUGCAUGGCCCCGCUGGCCGCCCUGGUCAGGCACCUGCAGCGGGUUCCGGCCGCGCCCAUGGGAGGAGAGGGUUCGGUGCCAAGAAAUCUUCCUCCUUGGAUGAAGUUUCUUCACGACAAACUAGGGAAUCUGUCAGUGUCAUUAAACGUCCGUCUCUUCUUGGCCAAGCUUGUUGUUAACACAGAAGAGGUCUUCCGCCCUCACGCGAGGCACUGGCUGGGCCCCCUGCUGCAGUUGGCGGCUUCUGAGAGCAGCGGGGAGGGGAUUCACUACAUGGUGGUCGAGAUAGUGGCAACAGUGCUCUCGUGGACGGGGUCGGCCACUCCUGUGGGGGUCCCUAAAGACGAAGUGUUAGCGAAUCGACUGCUUCAUUUCCUAAUGAAACACGUUUUUCAUCAGAAAAGAGCUGUGUUUAGACAUAAUCUUGAGAUUAUAAAAACCCUCACCGAGUGCUGGAAGGAGUGCUUGUCCGUGCCUUACAGGUUAAUAUUUGAAAAGUUUUCCAGUAAAGAUCGUAAUGCUAAAGACAAUUCAGUGGGAAUUCAGUUACUCGGCAUCGUGAUGGCUAAUGACUUGCCUCCCUACGACUCAAGGUGUGGUGUCGAAAGCACGACGUACUUUGAGGCUCUGGUCAGUAACAUGUCCUUUGUGAAAUACAAAGAGGUGUACGCGGCGGCUGCAGAGGUCCUCGGGCUUGUUCUUCGGUACGUUUCCGAGAGGGACGAGAUGCUGGCGGAGUCUGUGUGUGAGCUGGUGGUGAAACAGUUGAGGCAGCUUCAGAACACCAUGGAGGACAAGUUCAUCGUGUGUUUGAGCAGAGCUGCGAAGAACUUCCCUCCUCUCGCUGACAGGUUCAUGAACACUGUGCUGUUCCUGCUGCCAAGACUGCACGGCGUGAUGAAGACGCUGUGUCUGGAGGUGGUGCUGUGUCGCGCGGAGGCGAUAGCGGAUGUGUACCUGCAGUUAAAGAGCAAGGACUUCACUCAGGUCAUGAGACACAGAGACGAUGAAAGACAGAAAGUGUGUCUGGGCAUAAUUGACAAGGUGAUGGCAAAGCUGAAGCCAGCAGAGCUCCUGGAGCUCCUGCAGCCGGUGGCAGAGCUGGCCUCUCACCCGUCCACGCGGUGCAGGGAGCAGGCAUACGGCAUCCUCAUGUGGGCUCACGACAACUACCGCGAUCCAGAGAGCCAGGCCGACGGGGCCUCCCAGGAGAUAUUCAAGUUGGCGAAAGACGUGUUGAUCCAGGGCUUGACGGACGAGAACCCCGGGCUUCAGUUGAUGAUUCGGAACUUCUGGAGCCAUGAAACUAGGAUGCCUUCGAAUACCUUGGGCCGCUUGUUGGCCCUGAAUUCCUUAUAUUCUCCUAAGAUAGAAGUGCACUUCUUAAGCUUAGCGACAGAUUUUCUGCUUGAAAUGACCAGCAUGAGCCCCGACUUCCAGAGCCCCAUAUUUGAGCACCCUCUGUCAGAGUGCGAGUUUCAGGAGUACACCAUCGACGCGGACUGGCGCCUCCGGAGCACCGUCCUCACCCCGAUGUUCGUGGAGACGCAGGCCUCCCUGAGUGCCCUCCAGACCCAGGCCCAGGACGGGGCGCGAGGGGCGGCGGCCAGGCAGGUCCGGGCCACGCAGCGGCAGCUUGACUUCACGCUGACCCAGAGCGCAGGGGGAAGAGGCUCCUUCCGCUGGCUGACGGGGGGCAGUGUGGACCCACCGGGGGACGACGUGGACAUGGCCUCGUCCUCAUCCUCGUCCCUGCUGUUUGCCCACAAGAGGCCGGAACGGUCACUGCUGAAGUCGGUGGGACCUGAUUUUGGGAAGAGGAGGCUGGCCCUCCCAGGGGACGAGGUGGAGCACAGAGCAGAAGGUGCAGAUAGUCGGGCCGAAAUACUGAGAUUACGCAGACGAUUUUUAAAGGACCAAGAAAAACUGAGUCUGAUUUACGCCAGGAAAGUUGUUGUUGAACAAAAGCGGGAGAAGGAGGUGCUGGCUGAGCUGAGAGUGAGGCAGGACGCGCAGGUCGUGCUGUACCGGAGCUACCGUCAAGGAGACCUGCCUGACGUCCAGAUCCCACACAGCAGCCUCAUCGCCCCGCUGCAGGCCGUGGCCCAGAGGGACCCGAUAGUCGCCAAGCAGCUCUUUAGCAGCUUGUUUUCCGGGAUCAUGAAAGAGAUGGACAAGUACAAGACAGCAUCCGAGAAACGCAGCGUGACUCAGAAGGUGCUGCAGGACUUCAGCCACUUUCUCAGCACCACUGUCUUCUUCUUCCCGCCCUUCAUCUCCUGCCUCCAGGAGGUGAGCUGCACACACGCCGAUCUGCUGAGCCUUGACCCCGCAGCUGUCAGCACCAGCAGCCUGGCCAGCCUGCAGCAGCCCGGGGGCAUCCGCCUCCUGGAGGAGGCCCUGCUGCACCUGGCGCCCCAGGAGCCGCCCGCCAAGCGGGCUCGGGGGACGCCUGGCCUCCCUCCUGAUACUGCCCGAUGGAUGGAACUUGCAAAACUGUACAGGUCAAUUGGAGAGUAUGACACCCUCCGUGGGAUCUUCAGCAGUGAGAUAGGAACAAAGCCGGUCACUCAGGACGCGCUGUCAGCAGAAGCAAGAAGUGACUAUUCUGAAGCCGCUGAGCGUUACAAUGAGGCUCUCAACAGACAGGAGUGGGCGGAUGGCGAGCCCUCGGACGCUGAGAAGGACUUCUGGGAACUCGCAGCCCUCGACUGUUACAACCAGCUUGCCGAGUGGAGGUCACUGGCCUACUGUUCCACAGCCGUUGUUGCCAGCGAGAACCCCCCGGACCUGAAUAAAAUGUGGAGUGAGCCGUCCUGGCAGGAGACCUACCUGCCCCACAUGAUCCGCAGCAAGCUGAAGGGGCUGCUCCUGGGAGGGCGCGACCAGUCCCUGCUGACCUUCGUGGACGAGGCGGGGGCCUUGGCGCCCCGGCGCGCCCUGCUGGAGCUGCACCACGGCCAGGAGCUGAGCCUCCUCUGCAUCCUGCAGGAUGACAUCGACCGUGCCAAGUACUACGUCGAAAACUGCAUUCAGGUUUUCAUGCAGAAUUACUCUAGUAUUGACGUCCUGUUGCACAGAAGCAGACUCACCAAAUUGCAGUCUGUACAAACUUUGAUCGAAAUUCAGGAGUUCAUCAGCUUUAUUAGCAAAGAAGGUAAUUUGUCAUCUCAAGCUCCCCUUAAGAGACUCCUGAGAGCCUGGAUGAACAGGUAUCCGGACGCUAAAGUGGACCCCGUGAACGUCUGGGACGACGUCAUCAUGAACCGAUGUUUCUUUCUCAGCAAAAUAGAGGAGAAGCUUAGUCUUCUUCCAGACGAUGGCGGUGUGAACGCGGGCGGAGACGGGGGCUCUGGGGAAGAGGUGGACGUGCAGGCCCCGGCUGGAGACGUGUGGUCCCUGAUCGCCGGCUGCAGGUUCUCCAUGAGGAUGAGGAUGGCGGAGAGCGCGGGCGAGCAGGGCAAUUUCUCACUUGCCAUGAAACUGCUGAAGGAGCUGCACAGAGAGGCAAAGACGCGGGAGGACUGGCUGGCGAGGUGGGCGCAGAGCUACUGCCGGCUCAGCCACAGCCGCAGCCGGGCCCAGUGCCGCCCCGAGCAAGUCCGCACGGCGCUCAGGACCGUCUCCCUGCUGGGUGAGAACACGUCAAGCUUCUCAAGCAGAGACGGCCAGACUUUCCGCAGCCGGAACGUUCUCCUGGGCACUGCGUACCGGAUCCUGGCCGACGCCCUCCGCGGGGAGCCUGCCUGCCUGGCCGAGAUGGAGGGGAGCGAGGCCAGGAGAGUCGUGGGGCUCUCUGCAUGCGGUUCCGAGGACACGCAGGAGGUGAUCGCGGGUCUGUACCAGAGAGCGUUCCACCACCUUUCUGAGGCCGCGCGGACAGCUGAGGAGGAGGCCGGGCCUUCCACCUGGGGCCAGGGGCCUGCAACCGAGGUGACAGAUGCUUACAUGACGCUGGUGGAUUUCUGUGACCAGCAGCUCCGCAGGGAGGAGGAGGGCACGUCAGCUGUUGAGUCUGCAGCACUGCGGACAUACCCAGCCCUUGUGGUGGACAGGAUGCUGAAAGCUUUAAAGUUACACUCCAGCGAGGCCAGGCUGAAGUUCCCCAGGCUCCUGCAGAUCAUAGCGCGGUACCCGGAGGAGACCCUGAGCCUGAUGGCAGAAGAGGUCUCGUCCGUCCCCUGCUGGCAGCUCAUUGGCUGGGUCAGCCACUUGGUGGCCCUGCUGGACAAGGAGGAAGCUGUGGCCGUCCAGCACCCCGUGGAGGCCAUCGCUGACCACUACCCACAGGCGCUCGUCUACCCGCUCAUCAUCAGCAGCGAAAGCUACUCCUUCCAGGACACUGCGGCUGGUCGGAAGAAUGAGGAGUUCGUGGCAAGGAUUAAAGUUAAGCUGGACCGCAGGGGAGUGGUUCAGGACUUCAUUACUGCCCUGGACCAGCUCUCUGACCCCGAGAUGCUCUUCAAGGACUGGACUGAGGAUGUCAAAGUUGAACUGGAAAAAAACCCUGUCAAUAAGGAGAACAUCGAGAAGAUGUACGGGAAGCUGCGUGCGGCCCUGGGGGACCCGGACGCUCCCGGCCUCGGGGCUUUUCGGAGGAAGUUCGUUCAGGCUUUUGGGAAAGAAUUUGAUAAACACUUUGGGAGUGGAGGCUCCAAGCUCCAGAGCAUGACACCUGCUGACUUUGGUGCUGUCACCCGCACGCUGCUGGCCAAAAUGCGCAGGGACGUGAGGGUGCCCGGCAACCUGCAGGAGUGCUCACCCUGGAUGAGUGGCUUCCAGGCGGACUUCCUGAGAGACGAGCUGGAGGUCCCAGGGCAGUACGACGGCCGAGGGAAGCCGGCGCCGGAGUACCACGCACGGAUCGCGGGGUUCGACGAGCGGGUGAGAGUCAUGGCUUCUCUGCGGAGGCCGAAGCGCAUCGUGAUCCGUGGGCAUGACCAGCGGGAGUACCCCUUCCUGGUGAAGGGGGGCGAGGACCUGCGGCAGGACCAGCGCAUCCAGCAGCUGCUCCAGGUCAUGAACGUCGUGCUCUCCCAGGACGCCGCCUGCAGCCAGCGCAGCCUGCAGGUGAAGACGUACCACGUGGUGCCCAUGACCUCCAGACUGGGGUUAAUUGAAUGGAUCGAACAUACUUGCACCUUGAAGGAGCUUCUCCUGAACAGCAUGUCCCAGGAGGAGAAGGGAGCUUACACCAACGACCCCAGAGCCCCGGCGUUUGAAUACAGAGACUGGCUGACGAAGGUGUCUGGGAAGCAUGGCCCCGGGGCUUACCCGCUCGUGUACACGAGAGCCAGUCGCAGUGAAACAGUCACAUCUUUCAGAAGAAGGGAGAGCAGAGUGCCAGCCGACCUCUUAAAACGGGCCUUCCUGACCCUGAGCACCAGCCCCGAGGCCUUCCUGGCUCUCCGCUCCCACUUCGCCAGCUCGCACGCCCUCCUGUGCGUCGGCCACUGGGUCCUGGGCAUCGGAGACAGACACCUGAACAACUUCAUGGUGAGCCUGGAGACGGGCGGCCUGAUCGGCAUUGACUUCGGACACACGUUCGGAUCUGCCACGCAGUUUCUGCCGGUCCCUGAGCUGAUGCCUUUUCGCCUAACUCGCCAGUUUAUGAACCUUAUGUUACCGCUGAAAGAAACGGGGCUGGUGAGCAGCAUCAUGGUGUGUGCGCUGCGCGCCUUCCGCUCCCGCUCGGACCUGCUCACCGCCACCAUGGACGUGUUUGUGAAGGAGCCGUCCUUCGACUGGAGGAAUUUUGAACAGAAAAUGCUGAAAAAAGGAGGAUCCUGGAUUCAAGGAGUAAAUGUAGAUGAAGAGAAUUGGUACCCCCGGCAGAAGGUGCGCUGCGCCAGGAGGAAGUUAGCGGGAGCCAACCCGGCGGUCGUUACCUGUGAUGAAUUGCUUCUGGGCCAUGAGAAGGAAUCUGCCUUCGAAGACUACGUCGCAGUGGCACGAGGCAGCAGGGACCACAAUGUCCGGGCCCGGGAGCCGGACAGCGGGCUUUCAGAGGAGGCUCAAGUGAAGUGUUUGAUUGACCAGGCCACAGACCCCAACAUCCUCGGCAGGACGUGGGAGGGGUGGGAGCCCUGGAUGUGAGGCCCGGAGGAGCCAGCAGGUGUGGAGCGUGCGGCAUGUGGGCGAUGUUGUAAACCUCACCUUUGCACAUGGCACAGAGAAGAAAUCUUGUAUCAUGAGUUUAAUCAGGGUCGUGAUGGAGAAGUGAAUGCUGGUCUGGGUGGACGAUUGGGUCACGAUGAAAGAUUAGGUUGGGGUUCAAUCCCUAGCACCUCCUCCAAAUAUAAAUAAACCAAGUAACGUCUCCCUCAUUAAAAAAAAAAGUAAGAAAAAAAGCGAAAAUACUAGGUCAGGGUUAAAACAGACCUAAUAGAAAAGGCGUAUCCAGGCCAGUGCAGGCCCCGAGUCGGACACAGCGGGUCACGAGGCUGUGCUCGGCCAGCAGCUCCCCGAGUAAGUGGCGAAGGAGACCCCGCACGUCAGAGUGACGGUCACGGGGGGGGGGGCGUGGUCAGCAGCACGAGGUGGUCACAGUGAAGCUGAUGGCCUCUUACACCUAGUAAUGACUGCACUUGACACUUAGGGUAUUUUUGUAGGUUUUUUUCUUUCAUUUUUUCUUUCUCUUCUAGUUUUGACACUUUAUGACAGACUUGGUCUCUAGAAGAGGACGUAUUAGGAGAGGUGAAAACCUGGGUCUCGCUUAGACGGACCCUUGCUGUAUGGAUCAGUCACAUGAGGAAGGCAGACCAAAGUGCUUUCAUCCCAGACUCAGGGUGACUUCAGAAAUUCCGAGUGUGAAGGUAGCACUCAGCAUUCCAGCUCUGGGGAAGGAAACGAAGACGCGGUGUGAAGUGCAUCCUGCUGGGAGGUGACACGCCACCUGGAGCAGCAGGGCCGGGUCCCCCCUUGGCUCCGCCCCGAGCCCGUCCUCCCUGUCUGGAGCCAUUCUCUGGUUGGCUUUGAGGUUUUCAAUAUUUUUUUUCAAAUGUCUAUAGUUAGAAGCUCUUGUAUGAUUUUGUAAGUUCUAGAAUAAAGAACAUUACAGUUUUUUCCCCCAAA
Vicugna pacos (alpaca) is the source of this 13353-nucleotide messenger RNA. RefSeq names its product protein kinase, DNA-activated, catalytic subunit (gene PRKDC). Gene Ontology annotation, biological process: telomere maintenance; double-strand break repair via nonhomologous end joining; intrinsic apoptotic signaling pathway in response to DNA damage. Gene Ontology annotation, cellular component: nucleus. Gene Ontology annotation, molecular function: protein binding; DNA-dependent protein kinase activity. The record is from RefSeq and is a predicted model, not a curated record. Lineage: Eukaryota; Metazoa; Chordata; Mammalia; Artiodactyla; Camelidae.